GCUCGACAGCCUUUGGAAAUGGCUUGGCUCCUCACUCUGAUUUUUGGACUGCCUCUUCUCCAGAAACCUGUCACUUCCCUUGGCUCUAACUCAACACAACCCUUAAACCAUAACAACCUGAGUAUUCAGGCAAUUGAUGGCUUUCCAAAAGCUCUACCUGCGACACAUCACUCAAGCUGGAAUGAGGAAAGAGUUGACAAUAGGUUGUCCAAAGACUUGCUUUUACCUCUUUGGCCCAACUUUAGCAUAAAUGAUGGCUCUGGGGAAGGAAGUGGACUUCAGCAGAGCCUUGAGGUUAUGAUGCCCUCUAGUGGUCCACUGGAGAUGGACAUGUUCAUUCCAGACAGAGUCGAGAAACAAGAUGUUGAGGUGGAAGAGUUAGGUGCUCCACAUUCCCCUCCAAUUCCACAAAAACUAACUCAGUAUAUUGAUGAUGAUAAUGAUGAUGGUGAAGGUGAAGAUGUCAUUUUAGCAAACAAUAGCAGUGCACCUGAUGAAGCCACGUCCACAGUGGUUGUUCAGUUGACUACAAACAUCCACAUAAAUAAACAAAGACAUUAUGAUCAGAAUGACAGAAUGAACAAAGACCACCCUUUGUUGACAACCAUCAAACCAAUUACAGAGAAAAACACUACUGAAAACUCUCCAGUCAAUAUGUAUUUAGAGACAUUUAAUAAAAAUGUAGAGGUGAACAACAAAGAAAACUGGAAGACUUCUCAAGAUACAAAGUAUAUUGCUUUCAGACAGAUUUUAAGUUCCAUCACAAAGCCUGAAACAUCAGGGCACAAUGGCACGCUUAUGACGCAGUCUGGCUCAAUCCAAGGGUCCUUUGAGAAUCUCAUGGUGGGAGAGGAACGUUAUGUCACCAGCCAUCUGCCUGCAGCCACACCUCCAUUAAAGACGGGUAUGGAGAGUCAUGAAGGGACUACCUCUGAUUUACCUGUGGGGUCAUCGUCCACAACUACAUCUGUUUUGCAGGCAAAAAACAGAGCCACAAACUCAAAAAACAAAGAUUACGAAAAGCCAGAAUGGUUUGGACGUUUGUUUGGACCAUUAACAGAGAGUGAUCUAUCUAGUGUCAUAAGUACAUGCAUACUAGGCCCAUGCGUGGUCUCCACCGGUGGCAAUGUGACCCGGCUACAGUGGGAGGAUUUGAAACGGACACUAACCUUUGCUUGGGAGGUCCAUGUGUUUGGCUCAGCUGCACUGUUUCUGUUGGUAGUGGUUGCUGCAACUUUUGGAGUGAUCGGUGGGACUAAUAUGCUCCACCCCUUUUGCAAGACAUUCACUCUUGCAAACAUUCUGCUUCUGCUAACAGGUCUGCUUCGAUUUGUACAGCUCAUAAUUGACCCGUAUGGUACCAGAAACAUUCUGCCUCGCCCUGCCCUUACUGCUUUGUAUAACUUACCAAUUCCCUUACUGCUCUGGGCCCAAGCCACCUUGGCACUUUUUGCUCUGAGGGAAGAAACAUCUCCUCAACGGCUUUCAGUGACUGGGGGACUGGCAGCACUGCACUGUAUCUCCCUCCUGAUGGCUGACCUUCUAUCCAAAACUUUGUUGCCAGCACUGCCACUAAUGUUACAGACAUUGACUAUUUGCUGGGGAUUACUGCUUUGUUUUGGAAUCUUUUUCCAGUGUCUAAAGCAUCUCUGCAUCUCCCACAGGUCCGCUCUACCAAGGUGGAGUGCUCCGAAAAGCUUAGAAAACAGUGUCAGGCGCGUACUGUUGCUGUGCUCCCUCCUUGGGAUGUUCUCCUGCACUCUGCAGAUCUAUAGUUUCCUCUGGCUUUAUGGGUUACUUGGUGACUGGCGCAGAUUUGGGUGGGGCUGGUGGUUCGGCCAACUCUCAGCAAGACUGCUUGAGCUGGCCUGGAGUUUCUCUCUUCUACUACUGGGAUCUAGGGUGUUCUGGAGACCACAAGGAAGUAAGCAGACAGCUAAGAGAGGAGGAAAGUGGAAACACAAGAACAGGCUGUUGGACAGGUUACAAAUGGGGCAUUGGUGGAGCCUGGAUAAGAACUGGGCUGAACUGUUGCCAAAUAACUGGAAAGGUCACAGGCAGUCCCGUACAAAUGUCAGUCAGUCUGUCAGCCAGUCGGUGAUCCGAAACCAUGUAACUCCAGCGACCUCAAUCAUGACAGUGCAUGACAAUGCGGGAGUUAUUGGCAGGGGUGUCCUGUAUAACAACAGUUACGACCACCGUGCCUCUCCUCUGUGGACUAGCGGUGUGGAAUGGCAAGAACAUGAGUGCAUUCUCUCACUUAUUGAGUUUGACCUUCAUCCCCCUUCACCCAUCAACCUCCAUCAUAGCAUUGACAGCGCCCUCCAUCAUGCCCACUUGCUUGGUGUAGGUAACCUUUUCUCCCCUUCUUCACCCUCCUGGACCCAAAAUGAGGGGUCAGGUGGACCACUCUUCGAAAAUGUUGUGUCACCGACCACCACAGCUAGCAAAGCCUAUAGGUGGGCUUUAGAUACUGGCUCAAGUUCUAACUCCCCUGAGCAUCUUGGGACUGCAGUACAACAUACUGAAGUGUCUGUGAUUGAGCCCCUGGCUUCCUUGACUCCAGAGACCAUUAGGAAAGUGUGGGAGAGAGAUACGGUCAUCCCAAGAGUCACUGUGGAAGAUGACUGCACCAGUAUAGCGAGUGGAGAUGACAUCACUAGUCUUUGAACUACUAAGAAGUUUAGCACUUUCCACAUGCAAAAUAGCAGAUUUAUAUGUUUUUAAAUAAACAAUGGAAACAAUAAUUAACCAAUGUUAUUCUUAUAUUAUCAUUGACUGGAGUUUAAUGG
Rhinichthys klamathensis goyatoka is the source of this 2792-nucleotide messenger RNA. RefSeq lists its product as uncharacterized. The record is from RefSeq and is a predicted model, not a curated record. The transcript is spliced from 3 exons. NCBI's taxonomy places the organism in Eukaryota, Metazoa, Chordata, Actinopteri, Cypriniformes, Leuciscidae. Bases 19 to 2670 code for a protein of 883 amino acids.